Messenger RNA from Saccostrea echinata, 2473 nucleotides. RefSeq lists its product as uncharacterized. The record is from RefSeq and is a predicted model, not a curated record. The transcript is spliced from 17 exons. Bases 99 to 2465 code for a protein of 788 amino acids. Lineage: Eukaryota; Metazoa; Mollusca; Bivalvia; Ostreida; Ostreidae.
CAAACUGGGUAUGAUGGCUGAUAGUUGUGAACGGGAUACGUGUCUCUAUAAAACAACAAACUAAUAUCAGGAAUUUGUGUGUUUCCUUAAGCUUAACAAUGCGUCCCGCGGGACCCUUCUUUUUGUACAGUGUGUGUUUAAUUAGUUUUCCGGUUGUUCGAGGUCAGAUUGACACGAGUAUCUGUAUUCCUGUCACCAAUAUUUCGGAUGCCUCUCCACUACCAGCAUUAUCCCCUUCCUAUUCUACGACAGUGGAAUGGAAGUUAUUACACAAUAACAGCACUGUCAGUAUUGAGGAAUACGUCAUAGGAAUGGAGAAGUUAAGCAGUAUACGUAUUACACAAGAAGGUCAUACGUCAAGGAUUAUUUAUGACGAAAACGCACAAGAGUAUACAGAAAUUGAUAUUGUAAAUAGUAAAUGUAAAACACAUAAAUAUAUUCUUGAUGAUGUUUUAUUUGGAAAAGAAAUUUGGAAAUCAACAACAAAACAGUUGUACAAUAUCUUUAAACAAUCAAUUACUGUAAACGGGGGAACUCAGUUCAUAAGAUCAACGGUGGUUCAAAGCUGGUCAACGUGUGUCUAUUUAUUCCAGUACAACGUCACAAUGGAUGCUACCCUUUAUUUUGCAGCUGAAGGAUGGCCGAUGCCCUUUGCGGCCCCUGAUGCAAUGGUUCCAGUGCGGUUAGAACUCCGGGGGUCUUACAACAAUAACGAGACAAGGUUCCAUGCCGUGGGGGAUUACGUCAACUUCCUCCCGUCUCCACCCUCAGACCUUGACAGUGUCCAGACAGAGCCUGGCAUGUUCUGCGCUGGGAAAGAUAUUGGAAAACCCAUGCUUCCUGUUCCAAACGACUUCUCAGCAGUCAUAGAACGGGUCAACACGCAUGACAAACAAGUGACGUACGAAACGGUCUGGUUUGACUCCCGUAGGAAGUUCGUUCGAUAUGAAACAAAGUCAGCCAGCGGCGAUGAUACAGAUCCCUCGAAGAUCGUGUUCGAUUUCCAUGACGGUGUUCGAUACUCUAUGGAUCCUUAUACUGGUUCGUGUGACCCUGUGACGGUCAUUGAAAGGGGAGAUAAGUUCGUCGAUCAGACAGCUGUACCAGGAACCAGGAUACAGAUGCAGAAUUCUUUAGAUUUCUUUAAGAUUCAAAACGCCACCAUUCAGUAUGUUGGAAAGAGAUACACAAGAAAGAUAUUCUGUGAUGUGUGGAUCGGGCUGUAUUAUGAUUUAAAUAUAGGUCAGAACCAAACCGUGGAGUGGUAUUUCCUGGGAGAGGGGUGGCAGGAGGGAAUCGGUACGUCCAUCACCCCCGGAAGUUUGGUCAGGUUUGACGUGUGGGCGGAGAAUUCGGAUUUUGCCAUCAUUCACAAUGUACACAAGCUGAACCCGUCACCCCCCUAUCUUUCCAACUUCGAUAUAGGACCCUGCUUCCCAGGAAAUAAAAGACAAAACUUUGUUAUCAAGUUUGUGGCGAGUGGUCUGGACUUGACCCAGAUCAGUCUGAACUACAUCACAGACCAGAUACAAGAAAUCCUGACAAGCCAGGCACAACUCGAUAAUCUUAGAUUCAGCAAUGUAGCGUUUGACAAUUUGGGAUUUAAUCAGUGGUACUUUAGUGGCGUGCUGCUUGAUAAGUCACCCAUUGAUAACCCAAAUAUCUACCCGCCUCCUCUGACGAAGGAACCACUAAAUAGCGCCUUUGACUUCCUCAGGGGGUUUGUGGAUACGCCGUGGGUCUACAACACGACCGAGCCAGGAUUGAGCUUCCAAUUGGUUGCCAUGGGGAUCCUUCCGCUGUACUACCCGGAUGAAUUCACGACAACCACCACACAGCCGACAACAACAGGAACUUACCUUGUACCGACCUUACCUGUCCAGACUACAGGGACAACCUCUAUACCCACACCCCCAGCCCCACCAACGGGGUCAACUCACACAACUAAGGUCACCACAAAGCCGCCGGUGACAACAAAACUAACUACUAAAGCAACAACCAAACAAAACCCAGGUCCAUGUAAAUGUGCAACAUGCCAUACACCAAAGGCAUGCCCGACCGUCAUCUGUCCAUUGGUAACAACUCCCAAACCACCAGCACCAAAGCCGUGCACUACCUCAGCGUGCAGCUGUCCAAAAGUCACGUGCCCAAAACCUACACCACGAAAACCACCAAAAUGUCCAAAAGUCACCUGUCCUGUGACAUCAAAACCAGUGACGUCACCUUGUACUCCUAUGAGUCCCACAGGGGUUACCGCACUGAAUAAUGUGGGUGCGCAGGCGCAAAAGUCGAGCAAUGGUGUUUCUUCAGGUGGCGCUGUGGGUAUUGCGUUUGCCUGUCUGAUCGUAGGGUCCAUGAUAGGUGCUAUCGUCCUAUAUGCCUUUCAGAAAAAGUUUCCAAAUGGAUUUAGAAAUAGUGAUGGAUAUUUAAACCCAGUUUUUGAUGGGGAGAGUAACAAAUACUAAGAUUAAUA